AUGAAGCUGUUGCAAUUUGGUGCCAAGAAGCAAGAGUCUAAACCCUCCAUGGAGAGAUCGAAAUCUCCUUUGAGGCCAUUUUCUGUGUUUCGCUCACCGAAGAGGUCACCAAAAGAAGUUGAGAGUCAGUCUUCGGUGGAAAUUGCACGAAUUCCGAUGAACUUUUCGCCACUGGUGAUGGGAACGCUGAUCCCUCCACAUUCGAGCCCGUUGACAUCGCAAAAACUCUCGCCGGGAUCAUUGAUACCUCCCGUUUCGUUGAUCCCUCCUCCAGCUAAGAGAACUACACACUCAAGUCCUUUGCAAGAACAAAAGUUGUCACCGGGUUCCUUGAUUCCUCCAGAAACAAAACGAACUACUCAUUCGAGUCCUUUUUCAACGGAAAAAUUCUCGCCCAAAGCCAAAGCAAUGAUGCUGCCAGCAAGAGCUGUGAUAGAUCAAGAAAAAGUCGAAAACAAUGAAAAUUUGGAUUUCUUGAAGAGACUUGAGAGAUCUGAUCGGAGCCGUCCUGCUGAUUUGAUGAUCGCGACUCCGAAUUACUUUGCUCCUCCCAAAGAAAUUAAGAUCAAUCGAAACGCUGAACCGCCAAGUCCGAUGAGGGAUCCCGACAUGAGCGCUCCUAGACCAUCUGAAAGGAAACCGCUCUCAAAUCUGCUCAAUUCACCUGGUCGUGUUGUUCCACCUGAGAUUGGAGAGCCUCUUGGUGAUAUUGGUAUGAAGACACAGUUAUGGGACGCCCAACGAUUAGUCCGCGUCAUAUUGGGCAGUGCAACCGGUGAUGACCCACUGGAUUCAGGCAGUAUUCUGAAAGCCAUCCGAACAUUUGCGCUCAUGAAAGCAGAACUAACACAGCUGAGACAGCAACAAGAACAUCUAGAUCCUCCUGCCAUUAUGCCUCUUAUGACACCUUCAACCUGCGCCACCAAUCUUUUCGCUGAAUCAACGCCACAAAACCAAGCACAACAUAUGAAGGAUACAUCACCGUGGCGAAAGACUCCACCUUCCAAUGAUGUACAUAGGAGAGGAUUGAUUGAAGCUGCAAAAAAGAUCCAAAGCCUCGAGGAAGAAUUGGAGUAUAUGAAAAAUAUGAUGGCGAAAAUGCAAGACGUGACAAGUGACAAGGAGGCCCUCCUCAACCGAGCAAAAGAAGACAAUGAAGAACUGUGUCAACAGAUUCGGACAACCAAGGAGCGACUAUCACAGCAAAGGGAGCAAGCCAACAAAUCGAAAGAACAAAAAGACUUUAGAAUGUUCAAGCUUGAAAAAUCCAACCGGAGAAUGUAUGAUGACAUUGUUCAGGUAGUCGAGGAUUUGGAACAAUCGAAUCUUGAAACAUCGAAGAACCAGACACUUUCGAUCAUGCAAAAAGAGCUUGCUCGUUACAAAGAACAGCGCCUAUCGAUAAUCGCAACGCUCAAGGCAAGCAUUCAAUCAUCAUCUGAUCUCCAAAUGAAGUGCAAUAUUCAAGAAGGAUCAGAAAAACUGAAACAGCUAAAAGACGAGCAUGAAGGCAUCGUGUCAACGAUCCGGCUGAUUGAAGAUUUCAAUUUUGGUCUUCUAUAG
This is a messenger RNA of Cylindrotheca closterium, 1563 nucleotides long. Lineage: Eukaryota; Bacillariophyta; Bacillariophyceae; Bacillariales; Bacillariaceae. The record is from the annotation of a GenBank genome assembly.